Anguilla rostrata (American eel) is the source of this 1744-nucleotide messenger RNA. RefSeq names its product RNA pseudouridine synthase D4 (gene rpusd4). The record is from RefSeq and is a predicted model, not a curated record. Gene Ontology annotation, molecular function: pseudouridine synthase activity; RNA binding. NCBI's taxonomy places the organism in Eukaryota, Metazoa, Chordata, Actinopteri, Anguilliformes, Anguillidae. Gene Ontology annotation, biological process: enzyme-directed rRNA pseudouridine synthesis. The transcript is spliced from 7 exons. Bases 110 to 1261 code for a protein of 383 amino acids.
ACUCUCCUCCACUUCACAACUCAUACUAGCUACAUAUGGAAGCACGCUCUGUGUAGGUGGCAUUGAGAAUAUUUAUUAAAUCAGGCUUGUGAAUUGGGGCUCUGCGGCAAUGAAAGGUGUAAGGGCUUUUAGUCUGUGUCAGCAUGGACCAUUUUGGAUUCACCUACGUUUGGACAAAACACGACCUUGGAGCCUGCCCCGACAUUCGCGUUUUGUGAUUGCCCGUUCGAACGCUACAGUUACCCAGAAGUUAGACUUGACAAGGGCCGCUGUGAACAAUAAACCAGACAUAAAAGCAGAAGAUUUGGCACAGGCAAUUCGGCGUGGAAAAACAGAAAUCAAUAACAAGCUACAGUUGUCUCCAGUGCAGAAGAAAGUGCGUGAACUGCGACAGCUGACCCGCCAGCUGCAGGUGGUGCACCCGAACGUGCUGGCAAAAGCCCUACACAGGGGCUUGCUUUUCCACAACCAAGAGUUCCUCGCGAUCAACAAGCCCUACGGCGUACCUGUGCACGGUGGACCAGGAGUCAGAAAUAGUAUAUCUGAUGUGCUACCCAUCCUGGCCAAGAUGAUUGAUGGAAUGAGGGCAGGACCUGAACUACACCUUUGCCACCGACUGGACAAGGAGACAACUGGCACAAUGCUGCUGGCCAGGAGUGAGAUGGCAGCCAGUCGUGUCCAAGAGCUAUUCAGAACUCAUCAAGUGGAGAAAAAAUACUGGGUGCUGAGUGUGGGUGUACCUGUACCCUCAGAAGGAGUGAUUGACAUUCCUGUUGUGGAGAAAGCGAUUUCCGGCCCCCAGCCCCACUACAAAAUGGCCCUUAGCCCAGUUUACAGACUGAGUGAAGGAGGAGAGGGAGUGACACGGGUUCGAGCCAAUCAACAGGCCCAUGGUGCUGUGACUCACUACCGAGUUCUAGCCAGCUCUGGAGGCUGUAGCCUGGUGGAGCUCCGCCCUAUCACAGGUGUGAAGCAUCAGAUCCGGGUUCAUAUGGCCUACGCUCUCGGCUGCACCAUCCUUGGGGACCACAAAUAUUCCCACUGGAAUAAACUGACCCCACAGAAGUUGCCUGAAGGGGUUCUGCGGAAGUUGGGUUUAGAGCAGAGUAAAGCACGUUAUCUUCCUCUCCACUUGCAUGCCUCUCAGCUGACUCUGCCAGGGAUCAGCGGUAAGGGCGACAUCACAGUCCAGUGCCCUCUGCCCAAGUUCUUCACCAGCUCUCUGCGCAAGCUGCAGAUUCCCCUGCCAGAGAAGCGAUAACCUCUGAUCUUGCUUUGCAUCAUCGUGACCACUGACCCCAUUGCAACCCCAGCAUGACCAUCUGACCCUGUGCCACUGCCUGUUAGACCUUCUCUGAGGCCAGCCUGGGUCACUGGGAGAGUGCAAAGUGAAGGCGGCUAUGGAGUUUGGCCUGUCCAAGACUGCAUCUAGAAAAAUAAAGCCUGACUGUCCCUCUAAUGUGCAUCUGAGAGUCACCAUCACCUUUGGUAGCCAAGUGCUUGUGGAGCCAUAACUUCAGCCUGGUUAUUUCAUUUGCUUAUGCCGGUGGAAUUCACCAUUCAGUUUGAACUUGACACCAAAAAUUGUCAGGCCUGGAUCCUGUCGUGAACAAUGGGAAAAGCCUCUUGUAGACUGGAUACUUGGUGAGGACACCAUAAAUUUGAUGAAUAUUUUUGUAGAAUGGCAUUGUUUUUGUCAAUAGACUGAAAAUAAAUUUAAUAAACCAGUAUUUUUACAGAAUUA